AUGGCCGACAAGAACCAUCCCAACAUUGUGAAGCUCCUUGGCUUUGCGAUCGGAGGAGACUUGAGGACACAGCCAGAGCAAGUUCUCAUCUAUGAAUGCGUGCCCAACGGUGAUCUCAACAAAUGGAUCGGUCUAAGUGAGGCAGUGGUGUCCACAGGUGAGGCAGUGGUGUCCACAGGUGAGGCAGUGGUGUCUACAGGUGAAGCAGUGGUGUGUACAGGUCAGGCAGUGGUGUAUACAGCCACACUGCAGCCAGUGAUGUCUAAAGAUAGGGCAGUCCAUGAGGUCUACAGCUUUGGAGUGCUCAUGCUGGUGGUCCUCACAGGACAGGCACCACUCUUGGAGACUGAUGGAGAGAGUCGCCAGAUCACUCCGCGGGCAAGCACCUCAUUGUCUAAGACCAGCGCCUACCCCUGGAUUGCAUCUGAGUGCCUGUCCUCGGGGGACAUGGGAAGCCUCAAAGACCCCACCAUGGACGCCCCUGCAGAUGGUGUGCUGCGUGUGGCUCAGCUCGCCCUCUCCUGCACCGUGGAGCGCACUGCAGCCCGCCCAAGCAUGGCACAUGUCGCCAACGAGCUGCAGGCCAUCCGGGAGGAGUGGGUGGGGAAAGAGGAGCUCAGCGUGGCUGUCAAGGUGGAUACACAGGUGCAGGAGAUGAAGGAUGUUGUCGGCCUGAACAGCCUCGACACCGAACUUCAGAUGAUUGAAGACAACUUGGGUGAAAGUUACGAGUUAAAGUUUUAA
Molecule: messenger RNA, 744 nt
Organism: Closterium sp. NIES-65
Lineage: Eukaryota; Viridiplantae; Streptophyta; Zygnematophyceae; Desmidiales; Closteriaceae
Source: the annotation of a GenBank genome assembly